AUGAAAGGGCUCGAAUACAUACACUGUGGUAUGGGCCAGUACUGCCCCCUUGGCCGAGGCGGUGAGCCAGCGGAGAGACCGCUAAGCCCGAACAGGCAAGCAGCCAUGGAAUCGAGAAGACCAGCUGUUUGUUCGUGUGUUUGUGACACCACAGCAUCUCGCAGGUGCUCGAGUCCACCAUGUCUCCCCCCCCCGCCCAUUGCCAUUGAUCCUGUGGCCUUGGUGACCACUGAAUGCAUCACCGUCACCUCGUCCAUGCGGAAACAUGCCCGCUGGGCGCACUCCUCCGUCUCCGCCAUCCUGGGCGGACACGGGGUGUCCCGCGUCUACGAACGCGAUACCUCUACUCCUCCUAGCCCGCGCAAAAGCGGCGCUUCUACCCGCGAUGAGGAUGCCCUGGCGAAUCGAUGGGGUUUGCGAGGGAAGAAAGGGAAAAGUAUGCAGGACAAUCCGUUAAUAUCGGCCUUCACACGACUUCGGAGUGACCUGAAAGGUUGCAAAGACAUUCGCUCCUUUGACACACCGGCCUUACUGCACCCAUUCUUGCAAGUCAUCCGCUCCUCGUCGACCUCCGCCACCAUCACUUCCCUUGCCUUGAUCGCAGUCACCAAGUUCUUCUCGUACAACAUCAUCAACCGGGACUCGCCUCGGCUUCCUAUGGCCAUGCAACUACUGUCCGCCGCGAUUACACACUGCCGAUUCGAAGCAAGCGACUCUUCGGCCGACGAGAUUGUGUUGUUGCGAAUCUUGAAAUUGAUGGAGGGUAUGCUGUCCCGGCCCGAGGGCGAACUACUGGGCGACGAGAGCGUCUGUGAGAUGAUGGAAACGGGUCUGAGUAUGUGUUGCCAGGGUCGUCUGUCCGAGGUAUUGCGGAGAUCUGCCGAGAUGGCCAUGGUCAACAUGUGCCAAGUGAUCUUCCUGCGACUGUCGCAUCUCGAUCACGAUCUGCCCACAGGGCCGGGCCCAUUCGUCGACGAGGAUGCCGGAAAGAACACCACAGCCAAUUUGAAGAUGGACCCAUCAGUCAAUGGCGAUACAGUGACCUCACAACAUUUGUCUGCGAUGAGCUCAGAUACCGCCGCCGGACGAGACAGCACCAGCCGAGAGGGAACACCCGAGCAGCCUGGUAACGGUGAUGCGGCCGCAGCUCCGCCAAACCCGCAAGAUGACCCCGAGGAGGUGUCUUCUCCGUAUUCUUUGCCCUCGAUCCGGGAGUUGUUCCGGGUCCUGAUCGAUCUCUUAGAUCCUCAUAACCGCAAACACACAGAUCCCAUGAGAGUGAUGGCGCUUCGCAUCAUCGAUGUUGCCCUGGAAGUAGCAGGUCCCUCGAUUGCCCGGCAUCCUAGCUUGGCUGCUUUGGCCAAGGAUGAUUUAUGUCGAUAUCUUUUCCAGUUGGUCCGCUCAGAGAAUAUGGCCAUUCUCUCUUCAUCUCUCAGAGUCGCUGGCACACUAUUAUCAACAUGUCGGUCUGUGCUCAAGCUGCAGCAGGAGCUUUAUAUUUCCUACUUGGUGGCUUGUCUCCACCCUCGCGUGGAAAUUCCACGAGAGACAGGCAUCGAUCCAUCGCUAUACGAAGGUGUGCCACAGGCCCCGAAAUUGGUAAAACAGCCACAGUCCCAGACAAAUAGUGGCCGGUCCACCCCAGUCCCGGUCAAGGAUCGACAAAAACUAGGACUGGAGGGCGGGUCACGAAAACCUGAAGCCCGGGAGGUGAUGGUCGAAAGUAUUGGGGUCUUGUCACGGAUCCCUAGUUUUAUGAUCGAGCUAUUCAUCAACUACGAUUGCGAAGUCGAUCGAGGUGAUUUGUGUGAGGACAUGAUCGGCCUACUCGCUCGAAACGCCUUUCCGGACUCUGCGACAUGGAGCACGACAAACGUGCCUCCUUUGUGCCUUGACUCUCUCCUGGGCUAUAUUCAGUUUAUCUACGAUCGCUUGGAUGAUGAACCCACACAGGGGGAGUUUCCUUCCCUGGAGCGCCUAAGAAGCCAACGCAGAACCAAAAAGAUCAUUGUCAAAGGAGCCCAGAUGUUCAAUGAAGACCCGAAGGCCGGAAUUGCCUACCUUGCCGGCCAUGGCAUUAUCGAAAACCCAAAAGAUCCUGUUUUGGUUGCCCGGUUCUUGAAGGGAACGGCACGAUUGUCCAAGAAAGUUCUUGGAGACUAUAUAUCAAAGCGUGAUAACGAGGAGAUAUUGGGUGCAUUCGUGGAUCUCCUUGACUUCUCUGGUAGGAAUGUGGUUGAAGCGCUUAGAGAGCUCCUCAGUUCUUUCCGCCUGCCUGGCGAGUCGCCGCUCAUUGAGCGAAUCGUGACGACGUUUUCGGACCACUACAUGCAAAAAGCACAACCAGAAGGAAUUGCCGACAAAGAUGCGGUAUAUAUCCUGACGUACGCCAUCAUCAUGUUGAAUACAGAACUUUACAACCCCAACGUGAAGUCACAAAAUCGCAUGUCUUUUCCCGCUUUUGCAAGGAAUCUUCGGGGUGUCAACGGCGGAGGGGAUUUCACUGAUGAGUUCUUGCAGGAGAUCUAUGAUUCUAUCAAAGAGAACGAGAUCAUUCUGCCCGAUGAGCAUGAUAAUAAGCAUGCAUUUGAGUAUGCCUGGAAAGAGCUACUGGUGAAGUCUUCAUCUGCUAGAGAAGUGGUGGUUGGCGAGACCAACGUUUAUGAUGCGGAAAUGUUUGAAGCUACGUGGAGACCGGUGAUUGCUACCCUUUCUUACGUCUUCAUGUCUGCGUCUGAUGACGCCGUAUACUCUCGUGUCGUGAAUGGCUUCGACCAAUGUGCCCAAAUCGCCGCUCGAUAUGGUCUGACCGAGGCAUUUGAUCGCAUCAUAUUCUCUCUUGCAUCAAUCAGCACGUUAGCGACCGACACCCCUCCGGGCACUGCACUUAAUACUGAGGUGCAGGCGGGCAAGAAGAGUGUAAUGGUGAGCGAGUUGGCUGUGAAGUUUGGAAGAGAUUUCCGAGCUCAACUGGCCACUGUGGUUUUGUUCCGGGUCUUGCUGGGCAAUGAGUCUACUGUCAAGCAAGGUUGGGAGUACAUUGUCCGCAUCCUUAGUAACCUGUUCAUCAAUUCUCUCAUUCCGCCGUUUGAUGCUGAGCUUACGGCUGAACUUGACAUUUCUCCGAUCCCGCUGCAGCCUCCGUCUCAAGUUGUUGAUCGGGAUGGGCGUAACAACGACUCGGGGCUGUUGUCUGCCUUUACAUCUUAUCUGUCAAGCUAUGCGGCCGACGAUCCUCCUGAGCCCUCUGAUGAAGAGCUUGACAACACUCUUUGCACUGUCGACUGUGUCACGGCAUGUUCGAUACCCGAGAUUUUGACUAACAUGAAGUCUCUUCCUCUGUCCUCGUUAGAGAUGAUCCAAGAAGCUUUGCUGUCUCAUCUCCCUGAAGAGAAUGCACCCGCAGUCAUUGUUGUGAAGCCAGAACGGCCGACCCCUUCAUCAAGACCUUCAAGCACCAGGGUUGAUCCAAACCAGCCAAAAUACGAUCCUUCGAUGAUCUUUGCCUUGGAAUUGGCAACUGUCUUCACACUUCGCGACAAACAGACGCUCGAGACUCUCGGCGAAGCGCUGGCAACCACUCUUCAAGCAUUGGUUCGCGAUGCGAAGAAUCUUCACCCACUCUCUGUGUCUCGCGUUGUUUCUUAUCUCCUCAACCUGCUCCGGCUGAGUCAUGACCAACACUUCAUGCGUGUCCCUGUGGUGCUUCAUGCCAUCUCCGGCUUUGACCAGGAUACCUUGGAAACUGUUGCUACGCCCACGGUCAAAGGUCUGUCGCGGUGCAUUGCUCACCCGGGCCGAUUGAGAAAUGAGAUCACCAUUUCCCCAGACUUCUGGUCCACCUUGCAGAGACUGCACCAACACGAAGAGACUGCACCUCUGGUCUUUAAGUUGCUCCAUGAUAUCAUUGAGUCAAUGCCCGAAAUCAUCACGGGUGACAACUACGAGUCAACAGUCAGCCUUGCGAAUGACUUUGUCACGGCAGGCCAUGUUGGAUCCAUUGACGAGCGGCAAAGAGAUGUUCAGGUUCGACGGACCAAGGGUGUCAAGCAACCCAAGCCUCACGAAAACCAUGCCGUAAGUCGCGGUAUCAAGGCUAUUGCUCUGGUCUACCACUUGACUGGGCGAGUCCCAACACUCAUCAAACAGUCCCAUCUCGAGAAACGCGAAGCGUGGGCUGCCUACUGGUCUCCUAUCUUCCAAUCACUGACUGGCCAAUGCGUCAACCCUUGUCGCGACAUCCGCCACCAUGCCAUCUCCACAUUGCAGCGAUCCCUGCUAUCCGCCGAGUUGAUCUCGAACGACGACAAAGAAUGGGCUACGAUUUUUGACGAGGUCCUUUUUCCGCUUAUUUUGCGUCUUCUCAAACCAGAGGUCUACCAUUCCGAUCCUAUGGGAAUGAGUGAGACCCGCGUCCAAGCUGCAACGUUGGUUUGCAAAAUAUUCUUGCGCUUCCUUGACCAACUGCCCAACCGCGAGGGCAUGCUCCCUCUCUGGCUGAAGAUCCUGGACAUUCUUGACCGGAUGAUGAACAGCGGCCAAAGCGACAGUCUGGAAGAGGCAAUCCCGGAAAGUCUCAAAAACAUCCUACUGGUCAUGGCCGAUGGCGGCUAUCUCGUCCCGCCGUCCCAAGACCCCAGCAAGGAAGAAAUGUGGAUGGAAACCCGCAAGCGGCUCGGUCGUUUCAUGCCCGAUCUCUUCGCCGAAAUCUUCCCGGAUGCCCCCAAGGAGUCUGAAAAGUCCCGACCCGGGUCCAGCCUCUCAUCCCUGACACAGCCUGGCAACGACGGUGAGAAAAAGAGCGAGGAUACCGCUCCGCCGCAAACCGACAACAGCUCAGCUGAUGCCACCGACACCGCUGCUCCUGCCGCCGAGGAGGAAAACGAAGCGCCCAACGCCGAUACCCAAUCGGUUGACUAG
Penicillium alfredii is the source of this 4920-nucleotide messenger RNA. Its product is annotated as Sec7 domain-containing protein. NCBI's taxonomy places the organism in Eukaryota, Fungi, Ascomycota, Eurotiomycetes, Eurotiales, Aspergillaceae. The coding region runs from base 1 to 4920 and encodes 1639 amino acids. The transcript is spliced from 6 exons. Gene Ontology annotation, molecular function: guanyl-nucleotide exchange factor activity. The record is from RefSeq and is a predicted model, not a curated record. Gene Ontology annotation, biological process: regulation of ARF protein signal transduction.